Molecule: messenger RNA, 2144 nt
Organism: Priapulus caudatus
Lineage: Eukaryota; Metazoa; Priapulida; Priapulimorpha; Priapulimorphida; Priapulidae
Product: sodium- and chloride-dependent glycine transporter 1-like
Exons: 16
Coding region: 315-2144 (609 amino acids)
Biological process (GO): sodium ion transmembrane transport
Cellular component (GO): membrane
Source: RefSeq, a predicted model, not a curated record
UGAACUCACAGCGAGUCUCACUCUAGUCGCGUUAAGAAAGCUCAACAGCUGACCACAAGAGAGAGCGAGAGAGAGACAAAGCGAGAGACGGUGGCGUAGGCGGAUCAGUGGGAAUAGAGAGACUUAGCUCGGGUGGUACGCAAACUAAAACAACGAGGUGCGUCGUGUGUUUGAGACUAUGUCCGUGGGCCUUAUCGGCAGGCGACAGACAAACUGUGUCUGAUCUUCUGCGGCGCGCACGUACGCACAGCCUAUGCUGGCACGCAUGAAGGAAGACUUCGGCAUGCUGAGAAACAUAUCACCGUCUAGAAUCGAUGUUAUGGUAUUACUGUACGGAAUAUUAUGAUAGCAUCGGGUUGCGGUCUAUGAGAGCUCAUUACAAGAGACACGGUGUUUUGCCAGAGAUGAAGGGACGAUACAGAUGGGGUCGAGGCCCGCAGUUCCUGGUGGCUUGCAUGGGUCUCGUUGCAAACUCUGUCACACUGGUCAACUUUCCGCAGGGCAUCGUACAGUUUGGCUUCUGGCCGUUCUUCACUGCGUAUGCGAUUUGCCUGCUUGUCAUCGGCCUGCCUAUGAUCUACCUGGAGGUACUGCUUGGGCAAUUCUCCAGCUCCGGUGCGCUGGGUAUUUGGCGCGCGUCGCCACUAUUCAAAGGUGUGGGAAUAUGUAUGCUAAUCCGAUCGGCGCUGUUGGUGGUGCGUGAGAGCGGAGUCGCCUGCUACACUACCUACUACAUGUUUCUCUCCAUGUUCCGCACUCUGCCGUGGUCCGGAUGCGACAACACGUGGAACACUAAACAGUGUUGGGAAGGUCGGAUGGAAGUGAAGACAUCAGAAGGAAACGUCACGUCGGCAGCAGCCACUACAGACGAUUUAUUCAGAUUAGGAUCCGUGAAAAGCUCGCCCGUGGAAGAAUAUUUUCUGUCACAUGUGGAUUCGGGGAAGCCUGACCCGGCGCUGGGAAUUCCCCGACCAUGGAUCGUCGCAUGCCUAGUGAUGCUUUGGUCGCUGAUAUUCGUUUGCCUGACGUGGGGCAUCAAGUCACUUGGAAAGGUGGUCUACGUUACAACCAUUUUACCCGUUGUGCUGCUGGGCACCUUGCUGGUGAGAGGUGUUACCCUGCAAAAUGGCGGCCAGAGCAUCGCCGCCAUGUUUGCAACGAGCGCCCUCGCCGAUACGGACGGAGAACUCGGCUAUUUGGAUCACAUAAUAAACUACGAGCUGUGGUACGUCGUCGGCAGCAUGGUCAUACAGAGCCUCGUGCUCGGCUACGGAGUCUACGCGGCGAUGGCGAGUCACGGCAGCUUCACGCACAGCUGCCUGCGCGACAGCGUCAUCACAGCGCUAUGGAGCUUCGCCAUCAACAUCUGCUACUCCGUCGUCAUCUUCUCCUACUCCGGCUUCUACGCGCUCGUCUGGUCAAAGGACGUGUCGGCCGCGCAUUACGGAGACUACUUCUACAUUUUCAAAGUGAUUCCGGACGUGAUCAGUCGGAUAGACGUCGGCCAUCUGUUUGGAAUCUGUUACUUUCUUAUGCUCACGCUGUUCUUCCUCAGUACGAUACUCAUUCUAGUCGCCAAUAUAGAGACAUCACUCUGUGAUCAAUUUUCCCAGGCACUGGGUACAUUCCGAAGGCGAGUGAUUUUCCACGCAACAAUAUGUUGUACAUUGCUCAUAGCUGGACUGCCAGUGACAACCGACAAUGGAUUCAGGGUUGUAAGCAUAAUACAACGCUUUGAAGGCAGGUGGCAGGGACCUCUCUUUCUCUGUCUUCAGUGCAUUGCAUUUGCAAUGAUUUACAAUUACACUUUCUGUGGUCCACGUGCGAUAUAUCAAAUAAUCAAGCAGAUGCUUGGACGCAGACUUGAUCGUAACAUCAUCAUGGACAUUCUCUGGGUGUCUCUUACACCGAUGGUGCUAUUCUUGCUGGUGUUUGCCACGUGGUGGUUCUGGGCGGAACAGGACUACGAGUUGUGGCACACAAGAACGCUGGAAGAGAAGGUGAUCGAGAUAGUCUUCUACGCUGUUACGAGUGGCUUCAUCCCACUGUGGGCUCUUAUGUGGUCACUUUACUGCCUAAUCAUAGGACCUGGUUCAUGUUGUGAGAAAGGAAAACAGAAUAAGAAUCAGAAGAAUUCUCGGUAG